Messenger RNA from Klebsormidium nitens, 594 nucleotides. Lineage: Eukaryota; Viridiplantae; Streptophyta; Klebsormidiophyceae; Klebsormidiales; Klebsormidiaceae. The record is from the annotation of a GenBank genome assembly.
AUGCUGGACUACGAGAGCAUCUUAGUAGCAGUCUCCAUCACCUUCUUCAUCCUGACACUGGUCAUUGGGCGCCUCCUCGGUCUUAGUGAGCUGACCAAAAAGGGGCUCCCAUGCCCGCUUCAAGCGCUUGCAGGCAAGGCCUUGUGUCACAUACACCACAAGUCUGCAGAGCUGGAGGAGACUCGCAAGAAGGAGGAAGCAGCACGAACGGCUCGGGGCGUGAAGCUCUGCAUCGGAGGCGGAGAACAAAAGUGCCCUGACAAGGCGGAGCUCCCCCUCGACUCUGAUCAGUCAACAUGCGACGCAUGCAUCAAGAAGAUCAGGGAGCGCUCGCUGGUCAACAAGGCGAAGCGGGACGCAGCCACUGCAGAGAGGAACAAAGCCAAGGCCACCAAGGGCGUCAAGGAGUGCAUCGCUUGCCACAAAGAGCGCCCUGAUGCUGACUUUGUGGCUGAGCGACGCGCAAAAGGAGGCGGAGAGCCAGUCUCCGACCGGUGCAAGGCGUGCCGGGAGCGGGCCAAGGAGGACCUCCAUGAAUCUUCCUCGGACCUCCAUGAAUCUUCCUCGGGUGCCGGUGUCGUAUGGUCCUCGUAG